Spirometra erinaceieuropaei is the source of this 3723-nucleotide messenger RNA. NCBI's taxonomy places the organism in Eukaryota, Metazoa, Platyhelminthes, Cestoda, Diphyllobothriidea, Diphyllobothriidae. The record is from the annotation of a GenBank genome assembly.
AUGGUGAGUGAUCACUCGACAGCCCAAGCCAGCAUUUUUAUUUUCAGCUCUAUUUGAUUAAUUUUAUCCGUAUAUACGAGUGAGAUAUGCAAUGAGGUUCGACUUUUUUGGGGACCAAUGAACUGGAAGACGACUCUUGGAAAAACGGCAAAAAUUUCCGAUAUUGAGACGUCAGUUUGUAUAAUCAUCAAGCAUAAGGGCUCGAACUGUUUUCUAUGAUAUGCAAAGUCUUCCAUGUCCCUGCCUGUUUUGUGUUGGAUGUUCCGGUUAAUGUGUGCUUGGGCAUAAAUGUUCCGUUGGUUUGUUCCGAAUCAAGUAGUGGCCGAAAUCAACGAGACAGUUGUCACAUACAAGAAGUAUAGUCGCUUAGACUGCAGUACCGCUUGCAGUUUUGUUUUUUAAAACAUUAGUUCUCAAGAAUCUUGGCUUUUUCUUUUAACAUCUUGCUGACAGUAACAACAGUAGAACAACUCCAUAUUAUUUUUCAUAACCCAUUUAUUGUUUCGUUACUUCCCACCAUAGGAAUGUUGCAAAAUUAUUCCCUUUACACUAGCAAACAAUUUUCCUAUACUGUUUCUUCCUCCUGCUAUCGUUACAUCUGCUUGUACCCCCCGAACGGGCCACGUGGUAGAUGCGGUGAACCAACAAGGGGGCCAUAUCGAAUGCUGGCAGGCGUUAUCCGAAUGCGCACCAUAGCCAAUCCCAACAUCUCGGGGUGCGGUUGCAGACCCGAUUGUCGGCGGAAGUCGUGCACAUUGAGACCCCUACGGUCCUCCCCACUUUUAUUGUUAGUUAAAAUCCCGGCCAUUUUCUGUGUGGAUCAGGGGGCGCAAAGUGGAGCGAUAAGGUGCGGACUCGACCACCGUCCCUUCUUCAACUUGUUGUGGAGCACACGGUGGACUCCAUCGGCAACAGCGAUAAAGUGCUUACCAGUAGUUGUCUCCAAUUAGAGGAAGUUUGGCCAGUCACUUCCUAUCAUAUUAAUGUAAGGUAAACAGUUGCCAAGGUCUUUAAGUCACUACCACUCGCCGUCCUAUUACAUUUUGUUUGAGAGAGGGCACCAAGGCACAACGGGACGAGUGACUUCACCAACGCGAUCGGUGAGCGCUCAGCGCGUCAACUGCAUCUUAUAAAUGCCAGACGCGCGAUGCCCUUUUUAAAACGUGGUGUUGGCUCAUAAGUGGAACGUAAAUCAGACAACCGAAGUGAAGAAUUUAUCACUUUUAACCACUCAAUUGGGUAACAAUUGACAUGUAAUAGUAUUUUGCGGGAUUUGGGCAAAUUUUGUGGUAAUUUUUUCACCGAGUUGUGCACUGUGGUCUGUCGUGACGGCUUAUUAUGCACCGAAGAUGCAACUCAGCGACCGAGAUACGCCAGGAUAAAUUUUCCGAAGCCACAAGCCUUCCUGCUCUUCCGAAAUGGGGGCGGUUGUUUACAUUUGUCCAGUGUUAUUGGAAUCGUUUUUCAAGUACGCGAAGACUACGUCCUUAGUCUUUCCUAGGUUAGUCCAGGCGCCAUCUACCUAGGAAUCCGCAACCAUGAGGUCGUGGUCUGCGAGCACCUGGGUAUAAUUAAAUACCGAUUUUUACUUUUAUUGUUCUACUUUGGUUGGCAGACUAGCCCGGAAACAUAAUUCGCUAGAAAGGUUCUCUUGUGUCUCACGUUAGGCUGGUCAAUUGGGUGCGUAAUGUCUAUUGUGCUUCCAUUUUAUGUUGACCGUCAAGUUUCAUCAGCAGUGCAGGCACUGAAUCCUCGGGGCACUGCAAUAGAAAAAAACAUUUUUUUUCGUUUUUGUUCCUAUAACAGUCAUCUACGAUUGCGUCCAACAAAGUGAAUUUGCACGUUUUGCAGAGCCGCCUUAUGCCCUCCUUACCCUUGCUUUGUUACGCUUUCACUUUUUUCGCGCGCAACAAUUUGCGGGAUUCUGUUGGAGAGUUAGGGAAGCUCACACCCGUCCAUUCUGUAGUGACGCUUUGUGGUUUGACGUAAUCUUCCAGGUUAUGCUUCGCCGUAUUGCGUGCUUCUUUUGCUGUCUGCUUAAGUGAAAGCCUUUUCCCUCUACGAGUGGUUUUGGGAAGUGCGUGACUUAUCAGCCGUUGCUAGUCGAUCUCCUUAAAAUACUAAUCAUCCAGUUGCCUUCAAUUUUUUCUGUAAAACCCAUGUGGUCUAGGUCUUAACAUUUUCGCAGUUGAAUUUUUACGCCACUUAGAUUCGCCUAUUGCCGUUUGUAAGAGCGGUGCUUUGUGUUAAACUGUCAGUCUGAGGCAGCGUGCCAAAAGGGGAUCUGGAAUGCUUAUCUCGCUUUUGUUUGCCGCCGUUUUUUACCUAAUCCUCGCGAAGGCCGAAAACAUUUUAUAUCUAGGCUAUAAUCAACGGUCGACGCUAGUUUAGGUCUAGAACUCUGAGCAUUCACUUUUUCAGCUGAGUUUAAUAAUAUAUAAAUCGCCGUUGUAAUCCGCUGAUCUGACCAGCCGAAUUGAACGGGCUUAUGCUGAUGCGACAAUACUCCCUUACCCGCUUUCGCUCUGUUGAUGGAGGUCCCCUAAGUCCAUUAGUAAGUACUACAUCUAUUUCCCAUAUUCGGCAUAAUUUUCCCUCUCACUGUUAUAAAACCUGUCCUACGUCGGUCAUAUGAGAAUUCUUUCUCUCAACACUCCUGCGCAUAUUCCCUUCCAACAAUUUCCUUCAUAUUGAAAUUCGAGUCCGCGAGAUAGAUCCCACCCUAGUCUCUCCUUCCUCCGACUGUCAUUCGACAUAACAGCCUGAAAAAGAGUGCUUCUUCUGCUCUUACUUCAAUAAGGCAAGGCAGACGGGUGCCAACUUUUGGCCUAUUGACAGUCUUCAGUCAGCCAUGCGCAAUGCCAGGUUUGUAUGGCCUGGGGUUCGCGCCCGACUCUUUUAGUAUUGAGCGUCAGUCCUCUACCACUGAAGUUCGGGCCCGGCAAUCCACUCUGAGCAAUUCUUGCCCUGUCUCAUCUCGGCAGAUUUUUUACUUGAUUAACUUGCUGAAAGGCUAAAAUUUUCACCAGCUUUCUUAUCGUUCCAUUUCAGAAGAUGAGCGAAGAUGUGGUCGAUAAACUGAAAACCACUGUUGUAAAACCGAUCGUCUAUGGCAACAUUUCUCGGUAUCUAGGGAAGAAACGCGAAGAGGAUGGGCGCACGCACAUGUGGACCGCCUUCCUCCGUCCAUACAACACAAACGAGGAUAUGUCAACGUACAUCAGACGAGUCCAGUUUAAGUUGCAUGACAGUUACUCCAACCCCAUCCGCAUUUUCAAUAAGCCGCCCUACGAACUGACCGAGACGGGUUGGGGAGAAUUCGACAUUGUGAUAAAAGUGACUUUUACCGAUCCGAAUGAGAAACCGUUGGUUAUUACACAUUUGCUGAAGCUGUUCCAUUGUGAUCAUGAAAUUAUGAUGGGUCAAAAAAGCCUUGUUCGCGAGAUCUAUGACGAAAUGGUGUUUGUUGACCCCUCGCCCUCAUUCUAUCGGGCUCUGGUUAGCUCCAGUGCGGGCACCAAAGCACUUCCUCCAAUAUAUCAUGAGACUGACUUUAGUGAAACCAAACGUGACACCUUAAUAAAGGUUGAGGACCUCAAUUCUAAAGUAUUGGAUGCAAUAAUUGCCUACAGGGAACAACUUCGACUCAAAAAGGACAUCGUUGAAGAAGCUCGAACUUUAGCUGAUGAGUUAGAGUCUUCGUGUGUGGGCUCUUUCAGUUAA